AAGUCGAAAACACAACAACCACGGACUGUAAUGGGUCCGAAAAAAGUAACGUUUUUGAGUAUUCUCCUGACAGUGUGUGUGACAUGGCAAAUUGGUCAAGUAGAUUCGGCCAAUAUAUUGGGUCUCUUUACCAGUCACAGUCCCUCACAUUUAAUAGUUCAUAUGUCAGUGGUUAAAGCUUUGGCGAAAAGAGGUCACAAUAUAACCGUAGUAGCGUCUCAAGUACCCAAAGUUAAACAUGAUAAAAUUCAUUUCAUCAUCAUACCGCCUACCGAGGAACAAGAGCAAAUACUUAAUAAAGAAGUUUCUGGAAUGGCUUUAAAGAAAAAUAAUAUUUUUACAACGGUCAGUAACUUUUUUGGCUCACUGAAACUGCUGAUCGAUAUGCAAGCGGAUAUAUUGAAACAUCCCCGUUUUACGGCACUUUACGAAAAUCCAGAUACAAAAUUCGAUUUAGUUAUAGUGGGAUAUUUUAUGAAUUCAUUUGAAUAUGGUGUUGCAGCUAAAUUUAAAGUACCUUUAGUUAUAAGUUGGAGUGCCUCUUCAAUGUUAUUGAGUGAUAUAAUGGUGGGUAAUCCCAGUGAAGUGUCUUAUGUACCGGGUAUGAAUAUGGCCGUUAAACUUGGUGAAAAAAUGACAUUUUUACAACGAAUUCAAAAUUUCUUUUCAAAUUUAUUCUUUCAUCUAGUGAAAGAAUUACUAGAUAUACGUAUGCGUUCUUUUUACCAUGACCUGUUCCCCAGUGACGGUUCAUUUCCCAGUUUAGGUGAAAUGGAAAGGAACAUAUCAUUGGUAUUUUGCAAUGGACACUUUAGCGAGGGUCCUAUUAGACCCAAUGUACCAGCUGUUGUAGAAAUUGGUGGUAUACAAGUCAAAGAUACCCCCGAUCCACUACCCGAGGAUAUUGCUAAAUUCCUUGAUAGUGCCAAUGAAACCGGUGCCAUACUCUUCAGUUUAGGUUCAAAUCUUCAAGGUUCCAGUAUUAAACCCGAAACUGCCACUUACAUUUUCAAUGUCUUGUCAAAUCUGAAACAAAAAGUAAUUUGGAAAUGGGAAGAUUUAAAAAAUACUCCUGGAAAAUCCAAUAAUAUUCUAUACAAAAAAUGGAUGCCACAAGAUGAUAUCUUGGCACAUCCCAACAUCAAGUUGUUUAUUACACAUGCCGGUAAAGGAGGCGUAGCUGAGGCUCAAUAUCAUGGUGUGCCCAUGGUGGCUUUACCCGUUUUUGCCGAUCAACAUGGCAAUGCUAUGAAAAUGGUUGCCAAUGGUUAUGGCCAGUAUUUAGAGUUGUUAACACUAACUGAAGAUCCAUUUAGAAAGGCUAUACUGGAUGUUCUAAACAAACCACAGUAUAGAGAAAAUGUUCAACGUUUUUCACAACUUUAUCGCGAUCGUCCCCUAACAGCUCGUGAAACUGUUGUAUUCUGGACCGAAUAUGUUUUACGUCAUUAUGGCGCUGCCCAUAUGCAAAGUCCUUUGGUGCACAUGAAUUUCAUAGAGAGUCUAAACUUGGAUGUGUACUUGUUCAUAAUGAUUAUACUAUAUGUGAUUUAUAGAAUUUUCAAAUUCAUUGUUCUCUUAAUUUUUGCCAAAGUUUGCAAAAAAGGUUCUGCGGUGGCCUCAAAUAAAAAGGCUAAAAAAGUUAAAUCACAAGUAGCCGGUACAAAUUUCAGUAGUUUUUCUAAAAUCGUACGAACGUCAACACGCGCCAUGACGAGAAAAAGUUCAGCGGCGGCUUUUGGCAUUCUCUUGACAAUAUGUUUCUUAACAUGGCAAGUGCCACAAGUAAAUGGAGCCAAUAUUUUGGGCAUCUUUACCAGCCACAGUACCUCGCAUUUGAUUAUACAUAUGUCGGUGGCAAAAGUUCUUGCUGAAAGGGGACACAAUGUCACCAUAGUUGCGUCUCAAGAACCCAAAGUUAAGCAUGAUAAAAUAAACAUGAUCAUCAUACCGCCCAGCUCAGAAGUAGAAGAGUUAAUUGGUAAAGCCAUGAAAGGAAUGGCUACACAGAAAACCACCUUUUUCACUACCGUAGGCAACUUUUUCGGUUCUUUAAAACCCAUGAUCGAUAUGCAAGCUGAGAUGCUGAAAGAUCCUCGCUUUACAGCGCUUUACGAGAAUCCUGAUACGAAAUUCGAUUUAAUUAUAAUGGGUUAUUUCAUGAACUCUUUUGUACUUGGUAUGGGUGCUAGAUUUAAGGCCCCUCUAGUCAUCAGUUGGAUGGGACCACCAAUGAUAUUAAGUGAUAUAUUUGUGGGUAAUCCAAGUGAAGUGUCGUAUGUACCCGAUAUGAAUAUGUCUAUUAAAGUGGGUGAAAAAAUGACAUUCUUACAACGUCUUCAGAAUUUAUUUAUGAAUAUGUUCUUCAGACUUUUUAAGCAAAUAUUGGACAUACGUAUGCGUCAUUUCUAUAGUGAGCUGUAUCCUACCGAUGGUUCCUUCCCCUCCUUAAGUGAUAUGGAAAAGAAUGUUUCUUUGAUAUUUUGCAAUAGCCAUUUCACUGAAGGUCCUAUUAGACCCAAUGUUCCAGCCGUUGUUGAAAUUGGUGGUAUUCAGGUUAAGGAUAAACCAGAACCUUUGCCAGUGGACAUUGCCAAAUUUCUUGAUACUGCCAAUAAAACCGGAGCCAUACUCUUCAGUUUGGGUUCCAAUCUAAAAGGUUCCAGCAUCAAACCCGAAACUACCACACAUAUUUUUAAUGUCUUGUCGAAACUAAAGCAGAAAGUUAUUUGGAAAUGGGAAGACUUAAAUAAAACACCUGGAAAAUCUCCCAAUAUUUUAUACAAAAAAUGGAUGCCACAAGAUGAUAUUUUGGCACAUCCCAAUGUAAAAUUAUUUAUUACACAUGCCGGUAAAGGUGGUGUAGCAGAAGCUCAAUAUCAUGGUGUUCCUAUGGUGGCUCUACCAGUUUUUGCCGAUCAGCAUGGUAAUGCUAAGAAAUUAGUCGAUGCAGGUUAUGGUAAAGAUUUGGAAUUGUUAAAAUUAACCGAAGAAUCUUUGUAUGCCGCCAUCGUUGAAGUUCUCAAUAAUCCAGAGUAUACAAAAAAUGUACAAACAUUUUCAAAGCUUUAUCGGGAUCGUCCUCUAACAGCACGCGAAAAUGUUGCAUUUUGGGCUGAAUAUGUGAUACGUCAUCAUGGUGCUGCCCAUAUGCAAAGUCCUUUGGUGCAUAUGACAACCAUAGAAAGUUUAAAUUUAGAUAUUUAUUUACUUUUGUCAAUGAUCAUUUAUAUUAUUUAUAGAUUAUUGAAAUUAUUGGGAUUAUGCGUAGUUUGUAAAUUGUGUAGAAAGUCUUCAAAGACUAUUACAAAGAAAGCCAAGAAAUCUAAAAAGGUUAAAGCGCAAUAAAACUUUAAUUAUAUUUAUAAACUAUUAUUAUAUUUAUAAAAGCUUAUUAUAUUAUGAAUUAUGUAUAUACAG
This is a messenger RNA of Lucilia cuprina (Australian sheep blowfly), 3420 nucleotides long. RefSeq lists its product as uncharacterized. Bases 31 to 3348 code for a protein of 1105 amino acids. The record is from RefSeq and is a predicted model, not a curated record. The transcript is spliced from 6 exons. Gene Ontology annotation, molecular function: UDP-glycosyltransferase activity. Lineage: Eukaryota; Metazoa; Arthropoda; Insecta; Diptera; Calliphoridae.